Molecule: messenger RNA, 363 nt
Organism: Rodentolepis nana
Lineage: Eukaryota; Metazoa; Platyhelminthes; Cestoda; Cyclophyllidea; Hymenolepididae
Source: the annotation of a GenBank genome assembly
AUGGACGAAAUAGGAAAUCAUCGAAGACGAUUUAUCAUUUUUGAAGUUCCCGCAGAAUCAACCGCAAGAUCGCUCGAAGAACUUCUAAAUGAACCCCCUGAAGCUUCAUUCCACGAGGACUCCAGAGUUGGGGAACUUUUAGGAAACAGAGGUAUCGACCAUAGGCACCUCUAUACAUCUAUUCCUGAGGAAUUCAUGAUGCCAAAUUUUGACAUGGAAUUUCCAGACCAAUCACCCAACGAUGAACAUGAAGUUGAUCCUCUAGAAUUUCUAAUAAUAGUUUUCAGCACUUUGGCCUAUAUGCUCAUGAUUAUCUUGACGCCUCUACUUAUAAGGGAAUUUUUGCAAUCGUCUGUUACCUAA